Toxoplasma gondii ME49 is the source of this 6059-nucleotide messenger RNA. RefSeq lists its product as hypothetical. The transcript has 6 exons. The coding region runs from base 697 to 4713 and encodes 1338 amino acids. The record is from RefSeq and is a predicted model, not a curated record. Lineage: Eukaryota; Apicomplexa; Conoidasida; Eucoccidiorida; Sarcocystidae.
CCUUGAAAGAACCUUUCCUUUUUUCUUAUUGGACCGGCGAAAAUCUACUUUCCGCCGUCCAGAAACGUGUGUGUUUCUGACAGAAAUACGCCGUGGUCACCUGGCACCCGGUUUUUCUCCCGUGGAGGGCGUUCCUUGUCUGGUUCCUCUGUAACCAACAAGAUGUUUAUCAUGCAGAUCUUCGUGUGACUUUGAGAUUUAUGGCUGACUUCCGCGCUCAACUUGUCUCCGCUCUAAACGAGGAAGGCGCUCGCCGGCGACUUUCGAGGAAAACUCUCUCGACGGGUGCUUGAAUUUCUUCGUUUUCCUCGUGGAAUACAACGAACUUCCUCUCUCCUUUUCAACCUCUUUCAAAGACAGCCGAAACCACAACGUCCGAAUCCCCUUUGUCUUCCAAGCGCCUCUCUGCAUUCUCUUUCACACCCCCGUCGUUCCUGACAGGCAAGACUCCGACGCUCCCAAGAUGUGUGGUUGUCUCCUGUAACUUCCGCUACCUCUGUCUGACGAUUUUUUUCGGCCUCUCGAGCGCCAGCCAAUUGCUUUUCUUCUUUUCGGCAGUUGAGGAACGAAGAAGCGAGGUGCCUACGCCCUGUGCCGACUUCAGCGGCGCUCUCCUCCUUCCUGGAGGUAUAAGAUUCGAGCCUCCUUUCUACGAAAGAGAGGCCUGCGGCUCUGCAACUCUGGACGUCCUCUCACAUGCGACCUGCAGUCCCCCAGAGUCCUGUUCCCCUGUCGUUUCCUCCCCCUGCUUCUCUGGCGUCUCCUCUUUGUCCAUUCUCUGUACGGUGUCCUGGGGAGAUUCUCAGAGUUUCGUCUGUGCAGAUGGCGCAUCCGUCGGAGCCUCCGCCGCAUGUGCGGGGAGAGUGGACUUCAGUUCAGCAGCGUCGGCGCCAUCUCCUCUUUUCCUCUCUUUCUCCUCCCUCUCCCGGAACGCAUGCAAGUCCACCCUUCCCCCUGCCUUCGGCGCAUGCAGCGCCGUUCGCGUCCAAUGGCGUCUCUCCUCUCCACGACUCGACAGAGCCGCUGCUCUCCGGAGAACGACGGAGCUCGCAGACGCAGCGAGGAGGACCGGAGAGGACCGACGGGGGAGAGCGAGGAGAGAGAGGAAGGCGAGGAAGUCCAGAAACGUUGAAUGCGGCGCUCAAGGCAGCGGGGGAAAUGGUGAAGUACGCCGCGUCUCAGUGGGAGCGCGCGGCGUCUCAGAGUGAAUCGCUCGUUGCCGCGCUCAAGGUUUCUUUGGAGAAGGAGACAGUCAGCCGCCGGCGCGUUGAGGAACUGGAGGCCCAGCUGACGGCUCAGGAGCAACGCAUGCAGUUGGAGGAACAGAGAAGGGAACUGGAGAGAGAAGAAGAAAAAGAAAAAAAUCUUCUGUCUGCGGAAGUGACCUCUCUUCGAGAACAGCUGCGUUCUGCAUCGAACCUCGCAGCGGAGCAACAACUGAAAGUGGAGACCGAGUUGUCUGUCCUGCGCGGCGAACUGCGUCGGAGAGAAGAAGAAAUCUGCGAACACAUGCUGCAACUGGAGAAGGUCCACGUCAUCAACCAAGGCCUUCAGCAGCAGGUGGCGGAGUUGCUGUCGUUUCGGGAGGCCGGAAGCGCCUGCACAGCCAGUCGCUCGAGUUCGCCUCAAUCUCCUCUGCCAGAGAACUGCGCCGCCUUGCCGGCGGCAGAGAGACAGAAGCGAGUGGAGACUCUCGGCGCUGCAGCGGAGUCGUACGCGUCCGAGAUGCAGACGAAGCUCGCGUCGCUCCGUUCGCUGCUCGACAGCGGCGCUGGGAAGAAGGACUUGGCCCCCGAGUCGACAGACGCGGAACGUUGGCGCGGGCAGGCGACAGAGAGCCAGGCUCUACAUGACGAACUGGAGAGGAUGAAGAAGCAGCUGGAGGCUGCAGAGAAGCGCCUCGCAGAAACCAAGAUGUCGCGGGCGUCUGUCGAUCGGGGGAGAGCAACAGAGGUGACGACGCUUGAGGCGCAGCUUGCCGCAGCUGAAGAGAAGCUGACGUCGCUUGCGAACGAGUCGAGAGAGAAGGAGGCGCAAGUCAAGGCGCAUGCAGAGAAGGCAGAAAGUCUUGAAAGGCUUCUGCAGGCCGCGAGGAAGGAGAAGGACGCUCUCGAGCAGGCAAAUGCAGAGCUCGAACGACGAACGAGAGAGGCAGAAAGCGAGACGAAAAGCAAGGUGGAAGCGAUGGAAGCAGAGCUGAAGAAGGAGAUGGAGAAGCGAGAAAAGGAUAUGGAGAAGCGAGAGAAUGAGCUGAAGAAGGAGAUGGAGAAGCGAGAGAAUGAGCUGAAGAAGGAGAUGGAGAAGCGAGAGAAGGAGCUGAAGAAGGAGAUGGAGAAGAGAGAGAAGGAGCUGAAGAAAGAGAUGGAGAAGAGAGAGAAAGAGGUGACCCAAAAAGCGAAGGAGUUGUGUGAGGCCCAAGAGGCCUUUCGACGUACACGCGAAGAAGACGCGGCUGCUGGAGAUGAGCGGAUCAGUUUGGAGACAGCGAAAGUGGAGGCCGAGGGUAUCCGGAGAGCAGCGGCAGAAAGGCAGGCCGCGUUGGAGGCAGAAGUCGCGAGCUGGAAAGGCAAAGAAGAGGAACUGAGGCAACGUUUCGCAGCAGCGGUGGAGACACACACGAAGGAGAUCGAGUCUGCGGUCUCUGCCGAACGCGCAGAGCACUUGCGCGAGAAGGCGCAGCUGCAAGCAGUCCUGUCUGAGGCGAACGCACGAUUGGCCGAGAGAGCAGAGGAAGUCUGCUCUCUGGAAGCGAGAGUGGAGACGCUGCAGAUGCAGCUGGAGAACGCGCGUCUCGAGCAGGAGGAGGCGCAGGCGAGGUUCAGCGCGGACCGCGCGGAAGAGGAGGCGAAGGCGAAGCAGCGCGACGAGGAGAAAGAGAGUCUGGCGAGAGAAGUCGCCGCGCUGAAGGCAACAGAGAGAGACGAAAUCAACCGCGCCGUCGCGGAGGAGAGAGCAGCGGCAGCGGAGGAUCGCCAGAACUCCGAAAAGAUGCGGACGGAGUUGAGGCGACUCCUCGCAGAGGCCGAAGACCGUUUGGAGGAGACGCAGGCGAAACUCGUCGCUCUGCAGAAGCAGGUUGCAGAGACGCAGCCGCUUUUGGUGGAUCUGCAGUUGAAAGUGAAUGUGCAGAGAGAGGAGAUCCAGACUCUGACGCGCGAGAAGGAGACCUCGGAAAAGAUGAAGCAGGAGAGAGAAGAAAGUCUGCAGUUUGCGCUGGAGGAGGCACGCGCGCAGAUGGAGCAAGGCGAGAGGCGCUUGGCGGAAGUGAAGAGACAAAACGAGCGAGAGGGUCUUGUCGCCAGGGCUGCCCAGCUGAAAGUGAAGAUGCUCCUCAGUCGCGUAUCGCAGCUCGAGAAGGGGAUCUGCCAAGUCCAGCUGCGCAACGCCGAAAAACGAACAGAAGCAGAGGACGUGGAGCAGGACUUCGCAGACGCACACGAAGAAGCCGUCUCUGUCGAGACACCUGAACUGACGCUCGAGACAACAAAGGACGAAGCGGGAGAAGAGAAACAAGCGACAGACGAGAGAGAACAGAAACAAGCGACAGGCGAGAGAGAACAGAAACAAGCGACAGGCGAGAGAGAACAGAAAGAGGAGAGAGAACAGAAAGAGGCGACAGGCGAGAGAGAACAGAAAGAGGAGACAGGCGAGAGAGAAGAGGAAACGAGAAGUCGAGGACGAAGACGAAGAGCCCAAGACGGGAAGAAGAAACCGGAAGAAAACGAAACACAAGACAGGGCACAGGAGAAAGGCGAGAACGAAGAGAAGAAGGAAGUCCACGGAGUGGAAGAGACGAUGGAGACAGCUUCACCGCGGCGCCAAAACGUCGGGAAGAAGGUGGAAGAGCUCCCUUUCUCGACAGCAAAUGCAGAAGCGGCACAAGAGGAGCAAGCGUCUAUCGAUGGACGAACGCGAGCUCGAUGUGCGUCUCCACCUGAAAGCGCCAGGCCUCUUAAGAAGCAGAGGGGAGAGAGAGCGAGACCUGAAGACCAUGCAGAAAGUGGAAAAGCCGAGGGGCCUUCUUCUCCAGUUCGAGAGACUCCUGAGUCUCCUCCGCCUGUCUCCGCUCCGGAGAGCGUCUCCGUUCCCUCUGCGCAUGCAGUCGAGGCCGGCGCCGCGGAGGCGGGUGUAGAGACAGCUGAGGACGGAACGCGAAGGGUUGGGAGGCCGCGGAGAGAAAGAGGUCAGAGUGAGAAGAAGAGAAACACAGACGUACACAGUCCUGCGCGAGGCCUGCGCUCUUCUUCAGACGAAGGCGACCACAGCGCCUCUCCGCGCGCGACGCGAGGAAGCCAUCUUGUCUCUCCCUCGCUGGCCGCGUCCGUCGCGGAGGAAGAAGCUGCGAGGCCUGGCAGCGCCCGGCGCAGACGCGGCAGAGGGACGUCCCUCGACAAGGCGUCUGCCUCAGAGUCCUUCCGCAGACCUGCGGCGUCGCCUCUGAAGGUUUUCCUUCCUCUGCCUCCGUCGGGGACUGCGGAGAUCCCAGGAAAAGGCGGCGCGUUCGACGGCAGUGCAGAGAAGCAGCCGCCGUCGUCCAACGGCGCCAGCAGCGGAGAAGACGAGCCUGCAGGACAGGGCGGAGGCGCGAGUCGAGGAAGAAGACGAAAGACGGAAAUCGCGGAGAAAGCCGAGAAGGAAACGCGGCGAGAGACAAAGGGGCGCCCCGGCAAAGGCAGGCGCCAGACGACCGCCUCAGACGAGGAUGCAGAAUAGAGACAGUCCCGUUUGCAUGGCGAACAGACGCGUAAAGAAGUCGAGGGGGACGCAGAAGAAAUGAGAACACAAGACGAGGAGAAGGACCGAAAGACGAACGCGACAAGGAGAGAGGCUGGACUACCGGAGAGGCGAAAGAAGAAAGAGAAAGUUGGAAGAACAGGCUCCUCGUUUGUCGCAGACCUUUGUUGGUCCUCUCUCUCUCCCUCGAAGCUCUCUGUCUCUCUUCGUUCUCUUCCACAAACCUCUUUGACUCUGCUGUUUCUCCCUUGGCAGACAGACCUCUGUCGUUUUCCAUCGAGCCUUACUGUCGCCUCGUUCAUGCUUGUUUUGUUUUUCUUGCCCUAUGCGACACCCCCGUGCUGCGUCGCUUCCUUCCUCUUGGCAGGCGCUCUCUGUUGCUGGCGUCUUUUUCUUGCUCUUUUUCUUGCUCGUUCUGUUGGCGCCGAACCAUGGUUUGUGUCCAACGCGCGCAGACGGUUUCGCAGCUUGAACGCAUCUGCGAGGCGACGUCCGUUCCCUUUCUGUCGCGAUCUGUGAAGCUAAGGAGACGGUUGAACGUCCUCGCAAGCUGUGCGCUUGCCUGGGGCUCUCGCCUGAACACUGAUGAAUUGUUUUUCUUUCGUUUCCAGAAACGUUCUUGCCUCCUCUUGUGGACGAAGGCGCGAGAAGGGAAAGCGAGAAGCCGCAGUUGCUGCUUUGCAGGCACCAUGGAAGAACGAAAGAGCGAGGAGGCAGCGAUGAAGAACUGCCUCUCCGAGCAAGCUCGCUGCUGCUUGCGUCUGUGUAGGUGUGGUCCAGUCUCGGCGUCUCUCGCCCCUCCGCUUGCUCAUCCACAUUCCUCCUGUCUGUGGAGUUUCAUUUCCGUCGAAGUUCCGAAGUCUGAAGUCCAUUCCUCACUCUCUUGCCUCACACACGUCGCGGAACUCUCUGCUGCGUCGUCUCUUCUGACCAAGUGAAGCGAAGCGACGAACUGCACUGCUGUGAGGCUUCCUGUUGCGCUUGCGUCAGUAGCACCCUCACCUCGAAAAGGAGAACGAGGAUUCAUGUUGGCCGCAGCAACGAUCGGGAGCUCCACACUGCGUCUUCUUCACUCAUGCUCUUGCCGGGCGUCUUUGUCUCUCUAGGAGAAACUCGAAAAUCCUCGAGGCAGCUCGAAAAGAAUGCGAAGAAACGCAACAGACAGUGCCUCUGACGAAACGGUGACUGGGAGAGUAAUCAGUAACAUAAAGUCAUUAUAAGGCAAGCAGUGAAACAAGCUGAAAAGAGACGGUGUGUAGAAGUGAGUUGCCUAAUCAACGGUAGGAGUAUCGCCACUGCAGUUCCGGACUGUGCAAGAAAGCCAA